Zygotorulaspora mrakii is the source of this 1923-nucleotide messenger RNA. RefSeq lists its product as uncharacterized. The transcript has a single exon. Gene Ontology annotation, biological process: ergosterol metabolic process. Lineage: Eukaryota; Fungi; Ascomycota; Saccharomycetes; Saccharomycetales; Saccharomycetaceae. Gene Ontology annotation, molecular function: ergosterol O-acyltransferase activity. The record is from RefSeq and is a predicted model, not a curated record. Gene Ontology annotation, cellular component: endoplasmic reticulum membrane. Bases 1 to 1923 code for a protein of 640 amino acids.
AUGGCUGAUGGAUUACUGAAGGAUGAACAGUUUCUGAGGAUUCAGAAACUGAAUUCUACCGAUGGCAAGCGCCGCUCCAUAAUGCUGGACGACGUCAGUGACGGUGGGAAUCUUCAAGAAUUCUCUGAAAACAGCUCUUACGACGCACCGGAACAUGAAGAGACGGUCACAGAGAUAACGGUAAACGCUGACGAAGAUGGCAAUUUGCCCAACAUCAAGGUGGUCCCGCAAGGUGAUUUGGGUAAGGAUAGUAUACAAGAGAAGGUGCAAAGUAGCACGGCAAAAGAAGAUUUUGAUGUUGCUGAUGGGGACUCGGCAGACGAUGGCGGAGAAAGUAAGGGUAAGGCGGCCGAUAAUUCUCAGUUGGAUGAUGGCAGCUUCACUGUACAUCUGAAAAAGUUGCAUACGAAGGAGAAACUAAGGUUUCGGAGAGACUCUAACCAGAAGGUUUCCUUCUUUGGGGAUGUUGCAUUCGAUUCUCGUCCAAGUAUUCUAGAUGGAUCCAUAGACCAAAAGAUUCGGAGCAGUUUUGAAGGACCAACUCUGGAAAAACAGAUUAGAGCAGCUAAGUUGAUGCGCAGAAAUCUGAAGGUCAACAGUGAGGAUAAGAUUGUUAUAGAAGCAGACUCUCUAAACCCAAACUUCUCAGGUUUAUAUGUCUUAUUUUGGUUAACUGUUGCGUUAACAUGCGCGAAGGUUUGCAUCAACUAUUAUUUGGAGCAUAAUGGUAAUUUAUGGGAAUCUGAGAUUUUAAAAUUCAUGACGAGUGACCUUUUAACUGUUGCUUUAGUGGAUCUUGUCAUGUAUUUGAACACCUAUUUCGUUUUAAUCAUCCAUUUUCUGUGCAAAAGAAAGUAUAUGAAGUGGGAUAAUACUGGCUUUGUUUUAGUCUCCAUAUAUGAACUAGCAUUUGUCAGCUUUUACAUGUACCUAACUGAAAAUAUUUUAAAAUUGCAUUGGGUUGCCAAAAUUUUCCUUUUCUUACAUUCUUUGGUUCUAUUGAUGAAAAUGCAUUCAUUCGCAUUUUACAAUGGCUACUUAUGGGGAAUUCUUGAUGAACUGAAUUUUUCAAAGAAUGCCCUAGCUAAAGCAAAGGACAAUGAUAAUACCGAUCCGCAGAUUAUUGCAACUCUAGAAAGGAGUAAAGGGUUUUGUGCUUUUGAGCUUGAAUCCCAAUCCAAAAAGGUACCAUUCCCUGAGAAUAUAAAUUUGAAAAAUUUCUUCACAUAUUCUAUGUUCCCAACACUGGUUUAUCAAAUUGAAUAUCCGAGAACCGAAAGAAUUAGAUGGGGAUACGUUCUUGAGAAACUUUGUGCAAUUUUUGGUAUUAUUUUUGUUAUGAUGGUUCUAGCUCAAACUUACAUGUAUCCCCUUGCUAUUAAGGCAUUGGAGAUUCGUGAUUCACAAUGGACUACUUUGGCUGAUAGAUUGAAAAAAUGGAGUUUCAUUUUAGUGGAUUACAUUCCAAGUUUUAUCGCAAUGUACCUAUUAACUUUUUAUUUGAUUUGGGAUGCUAUUUUAAACUGUAUUGCCGAGUUGACGCGAUUUGGCGAUAGAUACUUUUAUGGUGAUUGGUGGAAUUGUGUUUCUUGGGAUGAAUUUAGCCGUAUAUGGAAUGUCCCAGUCCAUAAAUUUUUACUGAGACACGUAUACCAUAGUUCCAUGAGUGCUCUGAAAUUGAAUAAAAACCAAGCAACUUUGGUUACUUUUUUCCUCAGCGCUGUGGUGCAUGAAUUGGCCAUGUAUGUCUUAUUCAAGAGAUUGAGAAGUUACUUAUUCUUUUUCCAAAUGGGCCAGUUGCCAUUAGUCGCCUUGAGCAAUUCAAGAUUUCUAAAGAAAAGAACCAUCAUAGGUAAUGUGAUUUUCUGGAUUGGUAUCUGCACCGGACCAAGUGUUUUGUGCACUCUCUAUUUGACAAUUUAG